Schistocerca piceifrons (Central American locust) is the source of this 1155-nucleotide messenger RNA. Its product is annotated as ubiquitin thioesterase otubain-like. Gene Ontology annotation, cellular component: nucleus. Gene Ontology annotation, molecular function: cysteine-type deubiquitinase activity; ubiquitin binding. The record is from RefSeq and is a predicted model, not a curated record. NCBI's taxonomy places the organism in Eukaryota, Metazoa, Arthropoda, Insecta, Orthoptera, Acrididae. Gene Ontology annotation, biological process: protein K48-linked deubiquitination. The transcript is spliced from 6 exons. Bases 144 to 941 code for a protein of 265 amino acids.
UUUGUGCUUAAAACUCUAUGUCGAAAACGAAAAUGUGUGUCGCUGGAAGAUUCUAUGGGGGGUGAUGCGAAUUACUGAAUGCUGAUGAUUUAUUGAAGCGUACUAUGCCUGAGUAAUUGUUUCACUAUUUUAAUUAGUGUACGAUGGAGGACGGUAAUGAUUUGCAUAAUAAUAAAUUCGAUCCAAGUGCCAACCAAGAUGAGCUGAUUUUGCAGCAACAAAGAAGAAUAGAAAAAGAAAUUUCAGAGACAACGCCUCUUGUUGGUGAUAUCCAAAGUAUUUCUUCUUUGGAAAGCGAAUAUUCGGCCGACGACAUAUAUAGGCAAAAAGUACUGGAUUUAGCUAAAAAAUAUAAGAGUAUUCGCCGAACGCGACCUGACGGAAAUUGCUUUUUUCGUGCCUUUAGUUACGCCUAUCUUGAACGUCUACUCGGGAACCGCGAGGAAUAUGAAAGAUUUCGUGAUUGGGCGCUCAAAAGCAAGGAUAAUUUAGUUGCUCUGGGUUUUCCAGAAUUCACAGUUGAAGAUUUUCACGAUACUUUCAUGGAAGUAUUGGAUCGUGUUGGAGAAGGCAGUGAUGUAUUUUCACAGAAAGAUUUACAUAAACUAUUUAAUGAACAAGGCUAUUCAGAUUAUAUUGUAGUGUAUCUCCGCCUAAUAACUUCUGGACAGCUUCAGAAGGAUUCAGAAUUUUACCAACAUUUUAUAGAGGGAGAUCGUUCAAUUGCUGAUUUUUGUCAUCAGGAAGUGGAACCUAUGUAUAAGGAGAGUGACCACAUUCAUAUCAUAGCCCUUAGCUCAGCUUUGGACAUAGGUAUUCGUGUAAGAUGCAUGGACAGAGGAGAGGGAGUGGAGGUGAUUGCUCAUGAUUUUCCAGAAGGUUGCAGCCCAGCUGUCCAUCUUUUGUACCGACCAGGUCACUAUGAUAUAUUGUAUCCAUGAGCACGGCUGGCUAAUCGUAUGCUAAAGGGGCUUGAAGUAUGAUGUUCUUUUGUGCACCGUUUUUAUUUUCAUACAAAUUUUGUCACUGGAGCACCAACCGUGCUGUACAAGCAUUUUGUAUAUUUCUGUAUUCCAAAGUGUGUUCUACAGAAAAUUUGUAUUAAGUUGCUAUGUACAUUAAAAUAAAUUUUUAAUAAAAAUGUCUGUAUUGUUA